Prunus armeniaca (apricot) is the source of this 1527-nucleotide messenger RNA. Lineage: Eukaryota; Viridiplantae; Streptophyta; Magnoliopsida; Rosales; Rosaceae. The record is from the annotation of a GenBank genome assembly.
AUGGAGAAUGCGUCCAAAGAACUUGAAUUUAUUUUCUGCUUGCCGGAAGGUACCAGAGAUCUUUUUAAUGAAGCUCUAUAUUCCCCCUUCUGCAUCUCUGUAUGCAGUGGAACUUUGGAUGUGGGAGAUUAUAAGCAGUACAUGGCAGAGGAGGCAUUCAUCUUGAAUGCCGUUGCUGAAGGGUACACAACAGCGCAACAGUAUGCAUCAGAAGCUGACUCUCAUGUCCUUGCUGCUUUGGGUGAUCAAAUCAAGUAUGAGAUCGAGUCCAGAAAGAAGAAUUUGGAGGUAUGUGAUUUAGAACUUAAUGGCACCCUCCACAAGGCUGCAGAGAGCUAUACAGAACUUCUAUUAGAUACUGCCAAGUCGGGAAAGAACGCUAUGUUUCUUUCUCUGGUGUCAUCGUGGAUGGGGUUAUACAAGGCCCUCAGUGGUCAUUUCAAGUUAAUGGAUCUUCCUCAUAACAACCCAUACUGCUAUUCUUGGAUCAACAUGCACGAAUCAGAAAAUUUCGUGGAUUUUGGUUUAGAAACUGAUUACAUCUUCUCUAGAUCGUGGAGUUGGUCUGCACUUUCUAAUCCAAAUGAGGAUUUAGAAAUCGUGAGGAAUUAUAGGCGGGGCAUGGAACUCACCAUAGAAUUUUUCUAUGCACAGGCGUCACACAUUAGAACUGCUCUUCCUUUAAUCAGUGGGGAGAGAAAAACCAAAUUCUCGAUUAAUGUUGAGCUCGGUUGUGUGCUUUUUCCCCGCAGAAGUUAUACGUCAUAUAAGGAGGGCCUCAUCAGUAUUGAGGAUGAUGAACAAUAUCAGCGUUGUUUAGCAAUAAUGUUUCCUGCUAUAUCCGUGGAAUUUUCUUAUGGCAAAGUGGAGCAAGCCUACUUUAAUCACUUUUCAAGCUAUAGGAGAAAAACAACUGAGAAGCUCGAUGGGUCCAGAGAUUUGGUCGGCAUUCGCCGUGGAGCAAUGACAACAGCUUUUAGAAAGAGUGUCUCAAUUUAUUCAUGGUUUAGGAAGAUUUACCCUGAAAUGUUGAACUUGCGUGGAGAUAGUGGAUAUAUCAGGGUAUAUUCGUCAUGUUAUUGCCUUGAUGUCAUAAGGGGAGUUUUUGAAGCAGCAGAUUUCCCGAACCUGACAAUUUAUGCAGGUGAGCAUACUGUUAAUAAGGGCAUCACAACCGGUAAGGUUGUUUCUCGUUGGUCUGCUAUUGACAUGGCUAAAAUGGUUGAAAUUGAGGGUGAUGACCAUUGUUUCACAAUUUGCAUUGGACGUGAAAUGGAGGACCUACCUUGCCUACUCAAGGCAGAUUUAGGCAUCAUUGUUGACAAUGGAGCCAUUGAUGUAUCGGUCCUUCAGGAUUUGGGGGAAAGAUUCGGUGUUAAAUUUGAGGAUUUGUUUAUGGGUGUAAUGCUCAGACAACAAGAAUUAUGUGGAGGAGGAUCUCCCAAGUGGUAUGGGCAUGGCACUAUUUAUGUAGCUUGUGGCUGGGAUGAGUUAUACGCCUUCCUUAAGGCUUUGAAAAAGCCUUAG